AGCUGGGAUGGGAAGUGCACGUGAUUAAAGCAACAACAAAUCGAUGAAUGGAUGUGAAGCAAUUCAAAAAAUGUUUCAAAGAAUUCCAUUGGUCCGGCUAACGUCAAGGGGCGGGGCUUGUUGACAUGACGGUCUGACAGCGUCUGAACCCUGGGCUGAACCUUGGAUCACACGGAGGUUGUGACUCGUUGGCGUUUGACGUUGCUGAAUACCGUCACCGACAGAGGACGAGGAACGACAGGUGAGUGCAGAGUGACACCAUGGCAACAGAGGGCGAGCCCGCGGACUUGGUCAAAGUGCUUCACCUUCUGGUGCUCUCUUUCUCCUGGGGUAUGCAGGUCUGGGUCUCCUUCAUAGCAGGUUUUGCGUUGGUGCGGCAGGUCAGUCGGCACACCUUUGGCCUGGUGCAGAGCAAGCUCUUCCCUGUGUACUUCUCCUGUCUGCUGGGUGGCAACGUCGUCAGCCUGGCCGUGUACGCCAUGUACCACCCCAAGGUCCUGCUGGUCUGGCAGGAAAGUGUGCAGAUGCUGCUGUACUUCGUGGCGCUGCUCGCGGCUGGCUUGAACGCCAGGUGGUUGGGCCCGGCGGCCACCGCGGUGAUGUUCCAGAUGAGGGAGGUGGAGAAGGAGCAUGGCCUGGGGGAGCAGAUCGGCCUGGGCAGCCAGAAGGAGGAGUACGCUAAGCUCAGGGAGCAGGACCCCAAGUACAGGGCGUGCAAGGGCACGUUCGCCCGCUACCACGGCCUGUCCAGCCUCUGCAACCUGAUCGGGUUCAUCUGCACCACGGCUAACCUGAUCUACACAGCUUUGAAUUUAUCCACCAUUUAGAGAGGGGUGUGUGUACCCAAUGUCAAUCGGAGACUUUGCUGUCUCACAUUUCAUGUAUUUUGAUGCUUUUUUUACCAUUUGGUUUUAUUGCUUGUCAUGAUAAUAAUAUAACAAAUGUUAUCCCAAAAAAAGAAGCCCCUUCAAAUGUGUACACGGCGCGUCAGGAAUUGUGCUGGACCAGCAGGGGGCGAUGUUUGGAAGCAGGUGCUUUCAUUAGCUGAGCUCAGCAUAGAAGUGCAGUAGCAGUUCACAAACUUUUUGUGAGCCCCCCUAUGAUAGUGUAGAAACACGAUACCGCCCCAAACUCGUUUAAUAAUUGUAUUUGGUGCCUUUUUUUAUUUUAUUUUGUUGUGUGUGUGUGUGUGUGUUGGUGAUGAAGUUGGUGCGCCCCCCACUUUGGGCACCACUAAAUUAGAGCCUUUUUUAUUUGUAAAAGUGUGUAUCCAUAUAUUUUGAUGACCAUAAAUGUUAAUUUUAUCACCUUGUG
Pungitius pungitius (ninespine stickleback) is the source of this 1314-nucleotide messenger RNA. It is a transcript of the gene tmem205, whose product is annotated as transmembrane protein 205. The record is from RefSeq and is a predicted model, not a curated record. Bases 261 to 827 code for a protein of 188 amino acids. Lineage: Eukaryota; Metazoa; Chordata; Actinopteri; Perciformes; Gasterosteidae. The transcript has 4 exons.